Molecule: messenger RNA, 2582 nt
Organism: Struthio camelus australis
Lineage: Eukaryota; Metazoa; Chordata; Aves; Struthioniformes; Struthionidae
Source: RefSeq, a predicted model, not a curated record
AUGUAUCUCGCAGUAAAAACUGUGGACGCCUACUUAACGGGGAUGAAGCACCUUUCCUCCCUUCUGCAGGUGUCUCCGGAGCAGGUGAUCCUGUCCCACAGCCCCCUGCGGCUCUUCAGUCAGUUCCACCAGAAGUGCGUUCUGGUGGCAGGGCAGGGGCCUGUGGAGGAGAACGCCCGGAACUUGGGGUUCAAACAUGUGGUCACCGUAGAGGCACUGAGGAAGGCGUUUCCCCUAUUGGACAUGGUGGAUCAAAGCCGGAGGCCAAAGGAGCUGCCUCCUCCAACCACUGACUUCCCCACUAUAGAAGGGGUGAUUCUGUUUGGGGAGCCGGUCAGGUGGGAGACAAGUCUGCAACUUAUCAUUGAUGUACUCUUGAGCAAUGGGAACCCUGGGGCAGAGCUGGAAGAUAUACCAUACCCUCAUCUGCCUGUUCUCGCCUGCAACAUGGAUCUUCUGUGGAUGGCUGAAGCCAAGAUGCCCAGGUUUGGCCAUGGCACUUUCCUUCUCUGCUUGGAGAACAUCUACAAGAAGGUGACAGGCCAUGAGUUGAAGUACGAGGCCUUGAUUGGCAAACCCAGCACAGUCACCUAUCGCUAUGCUGAAUACCUGAUAAAACAGCAGGCUGAGAAACAAGGGUGGAAGUCUCCCAUCCGACGCCUCUAUGCAAUUGGGGAUAAUCCCAUGUCUGAUGUCUAUGGGGCAAACCUCUACAACAGCUACCUCAAGUCAGCUCACCAGAACAAGACCCAGGCUGGGGUGAAGAGGAGCCCACUGGCAGCUAGCCCCCAAACUGAGGACCAGCUCGAGCAAAGGAAAGACUGCAACGUUUCAAUGGAGAGCUGCGAGUCAAUUCUGGUCUGCACUGGGGUCUACCGCCACAACGCAGAUGUUCCCAAUAACCCGGAGGAGUGCAUGACGGAGUCUGUGUUCCACGGGCAUCGGGACUUCUGCUUUGACCCCAGACUGGUGGAGGCAUCAUACGUAGUGCAGGAUGUGAACGACGCUGUGCAACUUGCUUUCAAGAAGGAAAACUGGAGCUAGGGGUGAGACGGGUGUGCUGCAAAGAUCUACGGUCAGGGGUUUCAUGUGGUGGAAAGGGGAGAGGAGGAGAACAGGUUGAGACCUGAGGUGAUGAUCUAGUCUAGCCAACAUGAAAGAAAACUCCUUGUCUCAACACUAAAUACCCCUUGUUUGUACUGAUACUCUUCUGCAAUCCUGACAGCUGCCAGCCGGCUUUCAACUGUGAACUUAACGUUGCUACAAUCACAACCAUAAUGGAAACGGGACAUAAUGAGAAGGCCUGUCCCAGCAGUUCCAGUUUUGUUCUGCCAUCAGAAUUCUUUCUCUUCCACCCUUUGUGCAUGGGGAUCAGGCGAGCCUACUCUCCUCCUUGCGACGUAUUUGAGGAUGAAGCCCUUUCCUGUGCAAAGAGCCACCAUCAGCCAACAUACCAUACAUACAACGUGCCAUUCAUCCAAUUUGUGAUGCGAGCAGCCUAGAAGCUCUGCUGUGGUGGCGCUCUGCCAAGGGAAGGCUUUAACUCUUAACAGUCUCCUUAUAAUGAAUAAGUGCCUAUGGACUUGAACAAAUUCUACUUGCUUGGGGAUUUGCCACUGCAUCACUGUCAGUCUGAAACAAAGUCCCAUUUUGUCGCCCUCCAGCAGCUAGGGAGGGGCCGGGCCCCCCAAAGGAAGCUGCAGUUGCCAGAGCAGCUUGCUGCAGGGCCAAGGGAAAAGUUGUAUUAUUCCCUCCCUGCUAUUUAGCAUUCUGUGAAUACUUCUGCCUUUUGCAGCCAGCCUUAGGAGCCAGCAGUUGUCUCUCAAGAGCAGAGGGAAACACCUCGGUAUCUGACUUUCCACAGGUGUCCUUGCCUAGAGCUCAGUGUUGCAGCAAGAGGCUGUUUCUGCACCCAAGUGUUGCAAGGGGCAGCCCCCUACUCCAGCUGGCACAGCUUCCACAGAAGGGCCCCUGAGAAGAAGGGCCAGCCAGCACGAUUCACAGCCCACCUUUGCUCCUUCCUUGCACGUCGGGGUUGAAAGAGCCAGAAUGGUACCCAAACCCCCAGUCUUGAUCUUUAAAGAACAGAGAUCUAUCCUGCCUUUGCUUCUUUCCUCUCUCCCUCAUCUGGUUUGCAUCUCAGGGAUAUCCCAUGUGGUCUGAUAUGUUUCCUGGUAGGGUCCCUGUUCCCUCCUCUUCCUGCGGUGUGGAGGUGGAGUCCCCCCUAACAUUAGCUGCUCAGACCUUGCUGCCCAGGAAUAUUUCCAUACCCCUAACAGCAUACUUCUUCCAUAGGCCUGGCUAGUCAGAGAAAGUUCACAGCCUGUGUCUCCUUAGACAGUCCAAGAAGGUUAAGCAAGCACUACUGGAGGAUCUCCAUGUGAAAGAUUGGCUCAGGAAGGGAUUUCUUAAUCGCAGAUGAGCAUCAUGAUUUUAGAGGCGCAAAUCAGUCUGGGUAAGCAACAGAAAGCCUUUGGGGCCAGCACAACUGAAUUAUAUUCCUGGUUAUACUCAGCUUGCACCACAUCAAGAGAUCAGAAUUAGGUCCAAGGUGCUUCCACUUUCCUUCCUUCCCAUUUUAC